CGCCUAAACCGCCUAAACCGUCUAAACACUCUUAACUAAUCAGGCGAGCGUAUAUAUUAUAUUUAUAUUUUGGCGCCUUCAUUACUACCCCUUAACUCAAAACAAAACCUAGCUCUAAGUUUUUAUUCUUCCACUUUGAUUACUGUCCCUUAACUCAAAACCCUAGCUCUUAAGUUUCUCAUUCUUUCACAUUCAUUCAUGGCUGAUAAACUAAUUUUCAGGUGUAUUCCCGGUUGUAUGUAUUGUUCUUAUAAUGAUACUAAUUGCAAUGGGAAUUGCAUUUUCUCUGAAACGCUUCCCCUUCCGGAGGACUAUGCAGUUUUUCAUAAAUUGGAAAAAUUACUUGGAACAGAUCGUCUGAAAAAGGCCCUUGUUAUUGCAAAGGAAUUGGGAAAAGCAAUUGGCCAUGUGAACUACGCUAAAGAAUGGGCAGAAACCCAAUAUUGGUUGACAGGGUCUUCUGGAGGUGAAGCCCAAGAUCUGGCUUACCUUGACAAAGAUCUGAAAAAGUUAACUGUUGACUUUAGUGAACUCCGUGAUUUUGUUUCCAAUCUUAGAAAUGGAUUCUUACCUUUUGUAAAGAAGCAGAUAGGUACAAACCUCUCCACGACACAGAAGUUUUCUGAUAUUUUAAGGUCUUCUGUUGCGGCUGGCAGUGAAGCCCAAGAUCCGGCUAAGCUCGACUUUAGUAAACUACAUGAUGUUAUACUGGGCUUAGAAAUGGUUUCUUAUCUUUCGUGAAGAGUCAGAUCUGUACCAACCUCUCAACAACACAGAAGUUUUCUGAUAUUUCUAGGUAAGUCGUAUUGUAUUUUAAAUGCUUUGUAUGUUAAUCUUACUUUAUAUCGGUGGACUAUGUGAGAAAUGAAUUGUUAAGCUGGAGGUUAAAGAUGAUGUGGCAUUUGACCUUUGGGGUGUCUUCCUACUUUGUUUUAUGAUAGAAGUAUUUGUGUUGGCAUGUGACAAGAACACCUUGAUACGUAGCUAGAUAUCUAGGUGAAUGCUGUUUCAGGCUAUUACCCAUCGCUAUCUAGAUUUAGUGCUUUGUUGAGAUUGUGGUGGAGGUUCUUGCAUUAGGGUGUACUGUAGAUUGUAGUUUGUUCUGCUGCAAAUUUGUUUUUCAUUUCAUAUUUUCUAAUAUAUAUUGUUAAUUACUGAUAUGUGUUUUAAAGUGUAUCAUUGUUUUGGAGGAAUCAUAGGUACAAGUACGGCAUUGUACCUCACAUUGUAGUCUCCAAGGAAUUGCCACUUUUAUUUUUAUUGUCUGAUGUUUGAUAUGUGUAUCAGUUGAAGUGGCGUUUCAUGGAGGGAGGGUCUUCCAACACCAGAUUGUUUUGAUGCUUGUUUGUAAUCAAGAAAUUUAACUGAAAUAUGAUACAGGUGAAAGUUAGUAGAUGUUGCAUACUAGUUUCGUGUUUUUGGGUCAAAUUUUUUUGCAGGUCAAUUGAAAUAAAUCGAAAUGAACUUUCGAAGCUGCAGAAUAUUGUAAGUCUUCAAAAUGCAGCGUCUAUCUCCAACGGGCUGCCUGAUUUUUCUGCUUUGCGUUCUCUAAUGGAUAAUGUAAACUGUUUGAACAGGUCCUUGGGGCG
Molecule: messenger RNA, 1589 nt
Organism: Capsicum annuum
Lineage: Eukaryota; Viridiplantae; Streptophyta; Magnoliopsida; Solanales; Solanaceae
Exons: 4
Coding region: 199-741 (180 amino acids)
Source: RefSeq, a predicted model, not a curated record